GGCAGCGCGUCCUGAGCCGGGACGGUGCGGCCAUGGCGCUGCGGCUGCUGAGGGCCGCGGCGAGUAAGGGGCGGGUGGAGAGCGGGGCGUGGGGGGCCGGCUGGGCACGGGAAGUGGUGGGAAGGAUGUCGAAGCUUCUGCCAGGCUGUAUAUGUGAAUGCGUGCCCGCACAGCGCGGGCCUGCAGCUGUCAGGCCUUACUACCCGUUGUGGGAGAUUAUUAGCGCUGUGAGGGUUGGAACGGUAGUGAAGGCGCUGAGCUGUGCGUGAGUGCUCGCGGAAUAGCUGGAGGGCAGCCGGCCCUGGCCGCUUACCGAUGGGUGUGUGAUGCUGAGGAGGCGGCAGCCGAGCCGGGCCGGGCGGGGAGCAACCCCGUGUAGCGGCAGAGCCGUGAGAACGUAGCGAUGUGGUGAGGAAUGACGGCGGGAAGUGGCUGCUGGUCAUCGCUGCCCUGCAGCUCAGUGAGGAGCUAUACGUCGGAGGGAAGACCUGAGCCUGCUAAGCAAACACUUAAGAAACCGAAGUUACCAGUAGGCCGAUUUGAUGAACCGGAGGAGUCCAAUAUAGAGAGGGAACCUCUGGAAAAAUUCCCUGAUGGAAUCAAUCCCGCUACAAAAGAGAGAGGUGGACCGAAGGGCCCUGAACCUACACGUUUCGGAGACUGGGAGAGGAAGGGACGUUGUAUAGACUUUUAAUGUAUAAAUGAAUCCGUAUUACUGGUGAUAUAUUUCUAGUUGUUGAAGAGUAUGUCUCAGCUGGAUUUGUGAUUUCUGUCAUGCUUCUGAUAAAUUUUCUGGGAUGUUUUAUGUAAAUAGUACAGCUUGGUUUUUUGAAGCUGUUAUUAUGUGCACCUGAUCAUCAGUGGUAUUUAUACUAGGCAGGUAUAAAUGGAAGUAUAGUCGAUGUGAAGUUCGUUGUCAGGAUCUUGCUGAGAUGUAUAAAUGGCUUUUAUUUUGCUAUGUAAAUGAAUGUUUUUAUCUAUCUAUCUAUAAAGGCCAAGUUGAAUGGGGCCCUGGGCAGCCUAAUCUAGUGGGUGGUGGCAGCCCUGCUAAUGGCAGGGGGGCUGGGACUGGAUGGUUAACGUCCCUUCCAUCCUAAAGCAUUCUGUGUCUGCUUGGAAACUGGCUAGAUACUGCUGGAGAAAAAAUAACAUUAUUUGCUGAUACCUCAUGUUCAAAGGUGGCUGUUGGAUGAGAUGAUGUUAAUAUUGCAGGUCUUCAAGUGUCACCAAGGUACUGGCUUUGAGCUGAAGACCUUUCCGUCAGACCAACUCAGUUCUUCAUUCAAGAAUUGGCCUAGCUGUAAAUACUGCAGUAGAGCACAACUCUGCUGCUUCUGUAGGUACUUAAUAAUAGGAGAAUAAGCUGACAUCAUUAAAACCUCUGGCAUAUUAA
Messenger RNA from Gallus gallus (chicken), 1393 nucleotides. RefSeq names its product succinate dehydrogenase complex assembly factor 4 (gene SDHAF4). The transcript is spliced from 3 exons. Bases 416 to 694 code for a protein of 92 amino acids. Gene Ontology annotation, biological process: mitochondrial respiratory chain complex II assembly. Gene Ontology annotation, cellular component: mitochondrion. The record is from RefSeq and is a predicted model, not a curated record. NCBI's taxonomy places the organism in Eukaryota, Metazoa, Chordata, Aves, Galliformes, Phasianidae.